GUAUUGUUAAUUUUAUGUGGAGAUUCUAUUUGAGAACGAAUUUCUUUCCAAAAUUUUCCAGGAUUCUUCUUAUUCUAAUAAAGAGAUGCCAAAUGAUACGCCAAUGUCGCCAAUGCUAAGCAACCAAAAGUUUCUUCAACCGUUCCCCUACCUAAUGCCAAUAAUGAAAGUGAAAUACAGCUACACCAGUUGAUCUCGUUAGUUUUGAGCUCAGUCUUGAAGAGAGAAUAAGAACCUUAUUGAUUUCCAAAAUGUUCAAACUGCUGGUGAUUUCCUGCCUCGUGGCUUGCGCGUACGGCAACAGCGCCGGCGCCCCUGAAGACUCCUGUGACGACAUGACACCCAAGCACCCCGCCGACCCCCAAAAGUCCCCCUUUCCCUACAAGGUGACCGUCAACCGUAACCAGGUGAGGGCGGGCGAGAACGUCGAGAUCACGGUCGGCGGCGGCAGGACCUUCAAGGGCUUCCUGCUGCAGGUGAGGGGCGGCAACAAGGCCGUCGGGCAGUUCCAGAACGGCGGCGGCGACAAGUACUGGAAGACCAUCAAGUGUCACGACAAUGACAAGAGUACUGCUACCCAUAAAAACGCAACCGAGAAGAAGAAUUUGAAAUUGAUCUGGAAAGCACCUUCAGCUCCUGGGAAAUACACCGUAUAUGCCACAGUGGCUCAAGAUGGAGGAACUUUCUGGGCAUACCAUCCAACUGAAACCAUUAAUGUAGUAGCGUAAAUAUGUGAUUAUUUUAGAAUGUGAUUUUGUAAAAAUAUCUUUUUUAUCAUAAAAACAAUUGUAAUUAUUUCGAUUAUAGGUGUAUGUGUGUGAAUAGAUAAAUUUUGAAUAGGUACAUAAUAAAACAUUUUCAUGAUUUUUCAUUAUUAAAUACAGAUUGUUUAUCGAAUCUUUACAUAUAGUAAGACUACGGAGAAUAGUGGUUGUUUUACAGUAUGAGGCGCGGAGACUA
Messenger RNA from Phaedon cochleariae (mustard beetle), 960 nucleotides. The record is from the annotation of a GenBank genome assembly. Lineage: Eukaryota; Metazoa; Arthropoda; Insecta; Coleoptera; Chrysomelidae.